Messenger RNA from Limanda limanda (common dab), 1053 nucleotides. Its product is annotated as myelin-associated glycoprotein-like. The record is from RefSeq and is a predicted model, not a curated record. The coding region runs from base 1 to 1053 and encodes 350 amino acids. Lineage: Eukaryota; Metazoa; Chordata; Actinopteri; Pleuronectiformes; Pleuronectidae. The transcript has 6 exons.
AUGAUUGUAACUGCAGCAGCGAGUGGAUUUGUUGUCCUUCUUCUCACUGUGACAGUGGUACAGUGUGAGAAUGGCUGGAAUGUUAGUUACACUUCUACUGAGAUCUGUGCCUUCAGAAGAUCAACAGUGGACAUUAACUACAGAGUUUUCUGUGCUGUUAAAGGACACGAGGAUAUCCGCUCUCCAUCAAUCGUGGUAAGGAGUCAGAAUGGCUGGAGUGUGAGUUUCACUUCUACUGAGAUCUGUGCCUUCAGAGGAUCAACAGUGGACAUUACCUGUACCUACACAUACCCAUCCAGGUUGAAUAACCUUGAUACUACAGUUCAGAAAACUUUCUGGUUCAUUAAAGAGAGUAAUGGGAGUCACGUUGAUCUAAUGACUGAUCCGAAGUAUUCAGGUCGUGUGGAGUAUCUCUGUGAAAACAACAAGUGCACUGUGAGAAUCUCUAACCUGAGAGAGAGCGACUCAGCUGUGUACAAGUUCACGAUCACAACAACCAAACCUACUGGGAGAUUAACUGGUUCAGAUGGAGUCACUCUGUCUGUCACAGACCCUCAGCUCCAGGUACAUUUUAGGAGAUCAACAGCCAAUCCAUCUUCUACCUGGACAGAGCUGAGCUGUCACAGCAGGUGUCAGCCCCCUGAUCAUCUUUCCUACAUUUGGUACAAUAACAAUAAACCUGUUGGACGGAAAAAAUACUUUCACCUCCAACACGUUGAUGCUGAAGACAGCUAUCACUGUGCUAUAGAAGAACAGGAGCGUUUCCCUUCUCCUACAGUGUACGCUCCAAAGCCUCCCUCUGUGUCAGCGAGUCCCUCUGGUGAGAUCAUGGAGGGCAGCUCGUUGACUCUGACCUGCAGCAGUGAUGCUAACCCAGCAGCUAAAUACACCUGGUACAGGAGUGGAGAUGAACAAGUUCAACGUCUCAGUGAAGAGACACAAUUUGUCCUCAGCUCCAUCCUGUCGUCAGACUCUGGAGAGUAUUACUGCACAGCUGAGAAUGAGCUGGGAAGGAGUUCAGCAAACAUCUUUAUUACUGUGACAUGUGAGUGA